GUUCUUACCCGGCCUGCCCCGCGCGACCGCUUCCGGAAGUGGAUCUCGUCUCCUCCCAAACGGAGCUUUUGUGCCUGAACUUGCCGGGCCUGCGACGGCACCGCAGGGCUGCAGAAACUCGGGGGCCAAGGGCGGGCUGCUUGCCGCAAUGGCUGGCAGUCAGGACAUAUUCGAUGGCAUCGUGAUGGCGGAUGAGAGGUUUCAUGGGGAAGGGUAUCGGGAAGGCUAUGAAGAAGGCAGUAGUUUGGGUGUGAUGGAGGGAAGACAGCAUGGCACGCUGCAUGGAGCCAAAAUCGGGUCUGAGAUUGGGUGCUACCAAGGUUUUGCUUUUGCAUGGAAAUGUCUACUGCACAGUUGCACCACUGAGAAGGACAGCAGAAAGAUGAAGGUCUUAGAAUCAUUGAUUGGAAUGAUCCAGAAAUUCCCUUAUGAUGACCCUACUUACGAUAAACUCCAUGAAGACUUAGACAAAAUCAGAGGAAAAUUUAAACAGUUUUGUUCAUUACUCAACGUUCAGCCAGACUUUAAAAUUAGUGCAGAAGGUUCUGGACUUUCAUUUUGAGGAAGAUGGAUGAACAGAGACCGAACAUCGAGGAACAGAUGUGUGUGUGAUGUGUUUAGGAAUGCAGUGAAGGGCCAGACGGUGCUGGGAAGGCCAUUGUUCAGUGGGAGGGUGAGGAUUCCGGUUCGGCCGUGGGAGGGCCUCCUUCCCUGGGAUUUUCUGCCCGUGUCACCUCGGUGCCCGCCUUGGGGCCUCUCCACACAUGCCCUUUGUUGGGCUGAAGCCAUCCCUGGCAGAGCCCUCACACCGCUGCUCCCCGCUGUGCCCGCAUGCAGGCCUGGCCUCUCCGGCAGCAUAGGCCUAGCUGGUUCUGGGUUGGGGUUGGUUCUGGAUAGGGUCAGUCCCCAAGCCUGGACUUGAGGCAGUUAUUUUUUUAUUAUUAUUAUUAUUUUGCAACGAGAGAGACGAUUGUCCCUGAACGAGGCUCGUGGGAGGUUUGGACGGUUGCUGUGCCGCAUGUUGAGGCCGAUUGUGCCCCAGGCGCUGCGGGACGUGCCUCCCGUGUUUUAUUUAAUCCCUUCAGGAGCCCGCAAGGUGGGUGUUAUUAUCAUUUUACAGAGGAGGAAGGUGAGACGCGAAGGGAUUGCCUGGUCUAAAGGCACUCAGCAGCAGAGCUAGGACUUCUGCCCCAAGGCCGUGCCUCACCGCCACCAGGCACAGCUGCCUCCAGGAUGCACAGUACGGCACCUGCAGCACUGGCAGUCCCUGCCCUCCCUCCCAGGCUGCACGGGUCCUGCCGAGCCUCACGGAGCACAGGGGAGUCUGUGGUGGCCAGUUUGCCUAGGCAUCUGGCUGAGAGGAAGAAAGGCCAGCCCGAUCCUGAGGGGACCCAGACCUAUCCUUCACACUGUCCCCAGAGGGGCGACGGGCUUUGCAGCAUUAAAAAAUGGUGAAGGGGGGAAAUAUUUUGAACCAAAGACCAAAUGUUAGGCCGCCGUUAUGUUUGCAGAAACUUUGAGAACCAUGUGUACAGGCUCCUGCAUUCUCCCCUCUCCUAGGAGCUCUUUUGUCUCUGUCAGUCCUUAUGAGGCGUCAUACAGAGGCAGUGGGGUGGGCACAGAUGAGCAGAGUGGAUGGUUCGGUGGGUCCCCACGAGGUGAGUGGUCAUAUGCGAUGGCACGUGUUCACGUAUCCUCCUGUGUGCACCCCAGGGUCACCGAGUCCCCACACUCUGGCUCUCCCCACCCCUCAUGUUCCAGAAAGCAUGUCUGAAAGCAGUCCACGACAUUAUUAAGGAGUCGCCAUGAAUCCACUUCAGUUUUAAAACCAUUCCCAAAUGUCCUAGUGCAUUGUGCUGUGCUGCCUAAGCUGCUGACUGCAGGAGCCAGAGCAGUGACCCCCACGGGAGCAGUGGCAGAUGGACCGCCACAGUGGCUCACUUUGUUUUUGUUUCAGUUUUUCUUUUGAGACGGAGUCUCACUCUGUUGCCGAGGCCGGAGUGUAGUGGCGCGAUCUCGGCUCACUGUAACCUCCGCCUCCUGAAUUCAAGUGAUUCUCCUGCUUCAGCCUCCCUAGUAGCUGGGAUUACAGGCGCACACCACCACGCCCAAGUAACUUUUGUAUUUUUAGUAGAGAUGGGGUUUUGCCAUGUUGGCCAGGCUGGUCUUGAACUCCUAGCCUGAAAUGAUCCACCCACCUCCACCUACCAAAGUGCUGGAAUUGCAGGCAUGAGCCACCACUCCCGGCCUGCUUUUUGUUUUUGAAGACAAGACUUAGGUCUCCUCCUCCCAAACUCUAAACCUGCGUGUGGCUGUGCACCCCUCAUUUGUAGCCUCACCUCAGGUCUGGGGAAGUCUGCGUUGGCAUCACCUCGUUGUGCCUUCAUCAGUGCUGGUGCCUUCACACCAGAAAGACUCUCGUUCUUUCUAGAUGGUGGGAUCGGGCCUUUGUUGUGUUUCCCUUGGUGGAUUUUUGUGUUUUGUAAGUUGUCUAUUUUGAUAAUGUAUUAUUUUUAUAAUUGGAAAAAAAGUAAAUAGCAUAUUUUAAAGUGAAA
Molecule: messenger RNA, 2555 nt
Organism: Symphalangus syndactylus (siamang)
Lineage: Eukaryota; Metazoa; Chordata; Mammalia; Primates; Hylobatidae
Gene: LTO1
Product: LTO1 maturation factor of ABCE1
Source: RefSeq, a predicted model, not a curated record